Molecule: messenger RNA, 5174 nt
Organism: Tarenaya hassleriana
Lineage: Eukaryota; Viridiplantae; Streptophyta; Magnoliopsida; Brassicales; Cleomaceae
Product: sister chromatid cohesion protein PDS5 homolog A-like
Exons: 33
Coding region: 149-5008 (1619 amino acids)
Biological process (GO): mitotic sister chromatid cohesion; DNA repair
Cellular component (GO): chromatin; nucleus
Source: RefSeq, a predicted model, not a curated record
GAGUGGCAUAGAGCUGAUAAGCGAAACGACCCCCCCUCCCCAAGAAGGCCCAAACAAAAGUACCCUCCUCUCUCCUUCAUCUUCGUUCGUGAUGGUUCUGCUCUGAACGAGUGCAGUGACGUUUUAGGAUUCCUGGGUUUCAUUCGCGAUGGCUCAAAAGCCGGAAGAACAGCUGAAGGAGGUUGGAUCCAAGCUCGACCCACCUCCUUCCUCCAAGGACGCUCUCCUCGAGCUCUUGAAGCAAGCUGCUGAUUGUCUUUCUGAGUUCGAUCAGUCACCACCAGCACCGGUGAUGAACUCCAUGCAGCCUUUUCUUGAUGCAGUUGUUAAACCUGAAAUUCUUAAGCAUCAAGACAAGGAUGUUGAGCUUCUAGUUGCUAGUUGCAUUUCUGAGAUAACACGGAUCACAGCCCCUGAAGCCCCUUACGGCGAUAAUAUUAUGAAGGAUAUCUUUCAAUUGAUUGUGAGCACUUUUGGUGGGUUGAAUGAUAAUGGUAGCCCAUCAUUAAGAAGAAGAGUUGUCAUUUUGGAAACGGUUGCAAAGUACCGGUCAUGUGUUGUAAUGUUGGAUCUUGAAUGCAAUGAUCUGGUUACUGAGUUGUUUACUACCUUAUUCGCUGUUGCCAGAGAUGACCAUCCAGAAAACAUUCUGUCAUCAAUGCAAAAUAUAAUGGUUGUUCUUUUGGAAGAAAGCGAGGACGUUCAGGAGCAUCUCUUACUAAUUACACUCUCUAAACUGGGCCGCAAUAGAAGUGACAUUACAGCUGCUGCGAGAAAACUUGCUAUCAAAGUCAUAGAGCAGUGUGCACCAAAACUUGAAUCGGAUAUAAAACAGUUCCUUAUCACUUCAAUGUCUGGAGAGAGCAGGUUGUCGAACAGUCAAAUCGACUACCAUGAAGUUAUCUAUGAUUUAUACCGUUGUGCUCCUCAGACCCUAGCCGGAGUUGCACCAUAUCUCAUGGGAGAACUAUUGGCUGAUCAGUUGGAAACUCGUUUAAAAGUGGUGGAAUUGGUUGGAGAUUUGUUUUCCUUGCCUGGAUCUGCAUGUUCUGAAGAAUUCCGUUUGAUCUUCUUGGAGUUUCUGAAAAGGCUGUCUGAUAGAGCGGUUGAAGUUAGAAUGUCUAUCCUUGAACAUAUCAGGAGCUGUUUGCUCUCCGAUCCUUCAAGAGAAGAGGCUUCUCAAAUAAUAUCUACUCUAUGUGAUCGGCUCCUGGAUUACGAUGAAAAUAUACGCAAGCAAGUUGUUGCUGUUAUUUGUGAUGUGGCUGCAAAUGCACUGGGUUUGGUGCAGGUUGACACUAUAAAGCUAGUUGCUGAGCGUCUUCGAGACAAAGCCGCACUGGUUAAAAAAUACACUUUGGAGAGGCUGGCUGAUUUGUUCAAGGUAUAUUGUCAAAGUUGUGCUGAUGGAAAAGUUUGCGUUGGCGAGUUUGAUUGGAUUCCUGGAAAGAUUUUGAGGUGUUUUUAUGACAAAGAUUUUAGAUCAGACACUAUUGAACAUAUUCUAUGUAAUUCAUUGUUCCCGAGUGACUUCACAAUAAGAGAUAAAGUUAAGUGCUGGGUACAAGUGUUUACAGGAUUUGACACAGUGGAGAGAAAAGCUCUUGAGAAGAUACUGGAGCAGAAACAAAGGAUACAACAAGAAAUGCAAAAAUAUUUGUCUUUCAGACAGAUGGAACAGGAUGUGGAUGUUCCUGAGAUUCAGAAAAAGAUUCUGUUUUGCUUCAGAAUGAUGUCACGUACAUUUUCUGAUCCCCCGAAGGCUGAACAGAAUUUUCAGAUCCUUGCUCAAUUGAAAGAUGCUAAUAUCUGGAAGAUUUUGUCUAAUCUGCUUGAUCAUGACACUAGCAUAAUGGAAGCAUCCAAGCAUCGGAAUGAUGUGCUUAAAAUAAUUUCUGAGCAGCAUCGCCUCUAUGAUUUUCUUGUCACUCUCUCCAUAAAGUGUUCUUAUCUACUUUUCAACAAGGAACACGUGAAGGAAAUAUUAGCAGAAGUCUCUGCUAGAAAGUCUGCACAAAAUCCUUUGAGCAUUCAGUCUUGCAUGAGCUUGUUAGGGAUUCUCGCAAGUUUCUGUCCCUCAUUGUUUAUUGGGGUUGAAGCGGAAUUGAUAAGUUUCCUGAAAGAUGAUGAUGAAACAACAAAAGAAGGUGCUUUAAAAAUUUUGGCGAAGGCGGGUGGUACUAUUCGUGAAAAUCUCACUGUUUCAUCAAGCUCUGUGGAUUUAAUGCUGGAGAGGAUCUGCGUAGAAGGUAGUCGUAUGCAAGCAAAGUAUGCUGUGCUUGCUUUAGCAUCAAUAACAAAAGAUGAUGGACUCAAGUCCCUCUCCGUUCUAUACAAGAGACUUGUGGACAUGCUGGAGGACAAGACACAUCUUCCAGCUGUACUUCAGUGUCUUGGAUGUAUAGCUCAGAUUGCUGUGCCAGUUUUCGAGACUAGAGAGGCUGAAGUAGUGGAAUUUAUUAAAAGCAAAAUUCUUAAAUGCAAAAGUGAAGCUGUAGGUGACAAAAAUUCGUCCUGGGAUGACAAAACUGAACUUUGUCGACUGAAGAUAUAUGGAAUUAAGACAUUGGUGAAAAGCUACUUGCCUUUUAAUGAUGCUCAUCUCCGUGCGGGAGUUGAUGACCUUCUUGGAUUACUCAAAAACAUACUUUCUUUUGGAGAAGUAUCUGAAGAUAUAGAAUCAAGUUCCAAUGACAAGUCCCAUUUGAGGCUUGAUGCUGCGAAGGCAGUCCUCCGUCUUUCUAGGCACUGGGAAGAUAAGAUACCGAUGGAUGUCUUCCAUUUAACACUUAAAACACCUAAGAUUUUAUUUCCUAUGGCUAGGAAAAUAUUCCUGGGAAAAGUUCAUCAAUAUGUGAUGGAUCGGCUUUUGGAUGUGAAGUAUGCCUGUUCAUUUUUAUUUGACCUUGCUGAAUCAAAGGUUCUUGAAUCAGAUGAGGGAAAACAGAACCUUGCUGACAUCAUUCAACUAUCUUACCAAUCAAAAGCACGUCAAAUCUCUGCACAGCCUGAUACAACUUCAGCUAAUCUGUACCCGGAGUACAUCCUUCCUUAUUUGGUUCACAUGCUUGCUCAUCAUUCUUGUCCUGACAUAGACAAAUGUCGGGAUGUCAAGGAAUACGAAAUGAUAUAUCGCCAAUUAUACUUGAUCAUUUCUAUGUUGCUCUGCAAAGAGGACGAUGGUAAGUCUGAAGAUAAUACCAAGGAACCGGAGAACGUACCCACCAUAAUUAGCAUCUUUCAGAGUAUAAAACAGUCAGAAGAUGUCAUGGAUGCUACAAAGUCAAAGAAUUCACGUGCAAUAUGUGAGCUUGGACUGUCAAUUGUCAAACGCUUAACUGAGAAGGAACUUGAUUUGCAAGGGAUGGCGGCAUCUGUCUCGUUGCCUCCAACACUCUUUAAACCUUAUAAAGAAAAGGAAAGUGGUGACUCUCAGGUGUGUGAAGAGCAUAUAUGGUUGGCUGACGAGACAGUGCUGGCACAUUUUAAGUCUCUGAAGCUGGAGAAUGAUGCAUCUGUAACACCUGAAGCUGCUGAGGCUGAGGAUAUAAAAGAUGGGGAAAGUGAUGGGAACGAAGUACCUUUGGGAAAGAUUGUAGAGCGUUUGAAAUCUCAAGGAACCAAAGGUGGAAGGGCUAAAAAGAAUAAACCUCUACCUGCUGAAGCUGAGAACGGUGAAAAUGAUGUCGAUAUAUUGAAAAUGGUGAGGGAAAUAAACCUAGAUCAGAUGGGAAUGCUGAAUAAAUUUGAAUCCAGUAAUGGUCAGAAGCAAUCUCCUGACAAGAGAGCAGGCACAGAUCAAGGAGAUAAAAAUGCUAACAAGAGAAAGGCUGGUGAUGAAACAUCAGUAAUUUCGGUACCUAAGCGCCGGAGGUCCUCUUCUGGUCAUAUUCCUUUCAAGUUUUCAAACACCAGUCCUAAGUUCCGACAGGAAGAUUCAAAAGAUGAGUUUCAACAAGAAAGAGAUAUUUCUUGGGACACAAAUGACCAAAUUUCUGGGCGGAAAAAAGGGAUGGAAAGCACCAGUUCCCUGAAGAAAAAGAAAGGCCUCUCAUCAGAUCUCAAGACUAUAGGAUCUGACUGGGGUUUCAGUGAUGAAGAAAACGAAAGCAAAGGUGCUGAUCACAUUGAGAGGAAGCAAAGUAAGUUGGCAAGAAGUGGUGAUAAUAUAUUGAAGUCUGCCUCUGGAUCAAUGCAGAAUCAGAAAAGAAAGAGCAUCUCUGGUCUGGCAGAGUGCCCUUUGAAAGAAAAUAAACCAGUGGCUGAUGAAUUGAUCGGUUGCAGAAUAAAAGUGUGGUGGCCUUUGGAUAAAAGGUUUUAUGAAGGCAUGGUGAAAUCCCAUGAUCCAACUAAACAUAAGCAUGUGAUUCUGUAUGAUGAUGGAGAUGUUGAAGUACUUCAUCUGGAGAAAGAACGUUGGGAGCUUGUUGACAUGGGUCGAAAGGCCACAAAGAAGUUGAACUCAUUGAAAAACUCUCCUCAUAAGAGAAGAUCUGCUGAAAGCAAACAUAAGCAUUCUGAUGGUUCUUGGGAGAAUAAGGACCCAAUUACGACCACACCAAAAAGAAAGAGGACUCCAAAGAAAAACUUGAGACAUAAACAGGAAGGCACAUCAAGAAGUCUCUCUGCAGAAGCUGAAAAAGAAGAGAGGGCAGACAAGAAAAAUAAUGCAUCUGCUAUGUCAUAUGUUUCACCCGGGAAGGCUGCUGAAACAAUGGAUGGAAACCCGACAGACAGAGAGGAGUCUAAAGGAAAAUCCGGGAAUGAAGAGGAGACUGAAGAAUGUGAAAAGAAGAAAGAUUUACAGGGAGAAGAAGCCGAGUCAAGUGCAAGCUUCAGAGGGGAUGAAACUGAGGUUGACAAAUCAGAGUCCGAAGAUAUGGAAGAGAAAGAUGAAAUUGAGACAGGACCAGAAAACCAUGCUGGGGAUACAGAUAUUUCCGACAACGAGACUCUGGGGGCAUGGAAACUUAAAGUGUGUAAAGCAAACCGGAGGAAAGCAACAUAGGUAUGGAAUUGAAGUGGAUGCUGACGCAAUGCUGCAGUUGUCUUUGGACGGCAGGAUAGGUGGUGGGAAUGUAAAAAAGGUAGACGAGGAAAAGGAAUGACCUUGUAUUAUAUAUUUGGAGGGUAGAAAUGUAAGAUUUGUGUAGGAAUGAGAAUAUUGGGAGGGG